AAAAACAAUCUACCACUGCUCCGCCAGUCCAUGAGUGAUAUUUUUCACAGCCAUUCUGUUCUUAUGUGUUGUGAUUCCUAUACGACAACAGUACUAUUCGGAGUCAAUCAUGGUCCUCGUAGACUUAAAGGUGAGUAUUUUUAUCCUUUUCAAUCGUUUGAACGAUGCAUCGCAAAUGACGGGUUUUGGGUUUUCUAGCAACGGUCAAACAUCCCCAUAAAAACUUUGAACAGAAAAUUAUUGUUUAUUUACCCUUUACCCAGGUUAGUGUACCGGUUUUAAACUAUAGAGACGGUCUUCGCGAUGAUCCGAGUCUCAUAAAUCAGUAACAUCUUACUUAUUUAAAAUAUACUCUCACGUUUUAGUAAGUUAUAAUAAAAAUUAAUAACAGAAUUAAUAAUUAUCAAAACAAAAAAUUGUAAAUUGUGUAGGUACUUUUAAUAUCCAUUUUAAACAUGUAGUUACGUAUAUGUAAUUAACGAAAAUUAUAAUUUGCUUUCCCUAAAUUCUGGUCAUCUCACUGUUUUAAACUUUGCUGAGAAUUGGUCGCCACAAUGCUCCAAGUCUUUUAAAUCAGUGACACAUCAUCUAAAUUCUUAUAUUGCAAUAUACCCUCACGCUCUACUGAGGUGUAAUACUCAUUAAGAAAACAUUAGAUAUUUACAAGUAAAAAUUAUGUUUUGAAGUGUAGGUACUUUUAAUAUCUAUUUAACUAGAUAGGUAUUCAUAUGUGAUCAUCAAAUAUUGUAAUUAGCUCACGUUAUCUCUGGGCCAGUACACUGUUUUUAACUUUAUUGAGAAUCGGUCGCCACAAUGCUCCGAGUCUCUUAAAUCAGUGACACAUCAUCUAAAUUCUUAUAUUGCAAUAUACCCUCACAUUUUACUGAGGUGUAAUACUCAUUAAGAAAACAUUAUAUGAUUCCAAGUAUAAAUAUUUUAUAUUCUUUUGUAAAAGUGAUUUUUCGUUUACUCAUAUAUGUGAUUGUUAAAUAAUACUUAAUUUUCAUCCUGUUUUACAGAAAGGAGGCGAUAAAGCCAAAGCUUCAGAAAAAGCAAAAAAUCGCAUGCGUGAAUUGAGAAUCCGCAAAUUAUGUUUAAACAUUUGUGUUGGUGAAUCUGGUGACAAACUUACCCGUGCUGCCAAAGUAAGUUCUUAUUAUUUUUUAAAAAAAUUAAUUCAUAUAUGUGCAUGUGAUUUCUAGGUAUUGGAACAGUUGACUGGUCAACAGCCUGUGUUCUCUAAGGCUCGGUAUACUGUCAGAUCUUUCAGUAUCAGAAGAAAUGAAAAAAUUGCUGUCCAUUGUACAGUUCGCGGUGCUAAGGCUGAAGAAAUUUUAGAACGUGGAUUAAAGGUUUGUGUUCUUCUGAUGUUUUUAUUAAGUAAAUAUUGUCUAACAGAAUAUUUUAAUUACUGAAUACAGGUACGUGAAUACGAAUUGAGGCGAGAAAACUUCUCAGAUACUGGUAACUUUGGUUUUGGUAUUCAAGAACACAUUGAUUUGGGUAUCAAAUACGACCCCAGCAUUGGUAUCUAUGGUUUAGACUUCUUCGUUGUCUUAGGACGUCAAGGUAACAACUUUAAUUAUGUAAUAUUAGUCUAUAGUGUAAGAGGUAACUUGUAAAACAUAUUAAAGGAAUAAGAGUAUCAAUCUACAUUACAGAUUAAAAGUAAAUAGGUGGUAAAAUAAAAUAAUGAAAUAGUGGUAUACUAAUAUCAAUAAUAUAUAGGUGGAAUAUUAUAUUAUUGAUAUUGUGGUGUAUUUUUAGUGUUUAUGGUUAUAGUAAUGAGUGGUUUAAAUCUUGAUUUUUAAUCUUAAAAAAUUUCAAAAUAAUAUAUUACUUGCUGUGUUGUAUUAAUAAUUUUAUAAAAGCUGGUAGGUGUACCACUAAAGACUAAUUUAUUUAUUUUUGUAUGCUAACAAAAGACAAUUUUGUACAAUGUUUAGUUCAACGUAUUUUAAAAUAUGUUUUUGUCAAAAUGUGACUUAAAUGCUUAAAAAACUACUACAUUUCACACUUAAAUCAACACCAUAAUACACAUUAACUAUGAUUAAAGUAUUUUUUAACAAUUCUAACAAUUUAAAUGCUUUAAUAAUUGGUUAUUUUUAAAAUAUAUUUGUUGGUCUGUUGUAACCAAGUUUAUAAUAUCAAAUAAUGUCUUCUUUUCCUUCAUCUAAACUAUUUGGUGUCGGCCACCUUUGUUUAAACUUGACUUGAUGCAUACAUCAGCUGUCUUCAUAUGAUUCCUAAUUGUAUCCAACUUUUUUCAAUCUUACUCUCAACCUCUUUCCUCCUAUGUAUAUUUUCAUUACAAUUACUGUUUCAAAUUCCCAUGCACAAAACAUCUCUGUCUAUUUUCUUACAUUUUGUCUACUAUAGAAGUCAUGCCUAACUUACCUUUUAUUUACUCGUUUCUUAUCCUAUCUUCUGUUGUCACUUCACUUAUCCACCUAAGCAUUCUCAUCUUUUUAUUGAAGUAAUGAAGUUCAUAAUUUUUUUUCUAUUUAAAAAAUAUUCUUUACAUUUUUAAAUUCUAUUCCUAGUCAAGGAAAAUAUUUGUAAUUAUAGUUAGAAUUAAAUAUUUAUUAAAAUAAACAAUUUAAUUGGUUUUAUUAUUAUACAAGGUACGAAUACAUAAAUACGACUACUUCUGUAAGCUUAAGCUUGUGUUAAAGUAGAUUAAAUUGCAAUAAUUUAUCUAGUUUUGGUCAAAACUAUAACAUCUAUAUAACUAGAUUGUAUAACUAAAUAACUUUAUAUUUUAGAAGUUACAUUUUAGCAUGGAUAUAGUUAUGAAAUUUAAAAUUAAGGGUUAAGUAUUAAUUUUUAAGAAUUCAAAGGUUGAUUUUAAAAUAUUAUAACUCUUGUGUGAGAAAAUAUAAUUUUCUUUCUGGAAAAUUCAUCGAAUUUCAAGAGUAAAAUAUCUAUCCAUUUUUUUCUAUUAACGAUUGUUUGAAGACAUUAUACUAUAACUAAGUUUAGUGUCGAGAAAUAAUACAAUAUAUUUUAAAUUCUUUGAAUAGGUUUCAACGUAGCCCACAGAAGAAGGAAGCAGGGUAAAGUUGGUUACCAACAUAGACUCGGCAAAGAAGAUGCUAUGAAAUGGUUCCAAACUAAAGUGAGUAUAUCUCAAUUACUGUUCUUUACAUUAUGAAUAACAUAAUAUUAAAGGUAAAUUAAUUUGUUUGUUCUAGUAUGACGGUAUCAUUUUAGCAGGAAAGAAGAACUAAUAUUGUUUUAAUAUUUAUUGCGCAACUACAAAAUAUAUUAUGUACAUUAUAUGUUCUUUUUCCAAAA
This is a messenger RNA of Cinara cedri, 3297 nucleotides long. The record is from the annotation of a GenBank genome assembly. NCBI's taxonomy places the organism in Eukaryota, Metazoa, Arthropoda, Insecta, Hemiptera, Aphididae.